AUGGACGGCAUAAAUACAGAAACGUCUGGCUUCACAACGGAACUCGUCAUCGCCGCCGUGUGCAGCGUCGUCGGCGUGAUCGUAUUUCUCGGCGUGAUCCUCUUCCUCGCCCUCCGGUGGACACGGGUCGCACCCCACGUCACUCCGGAUAGCUGGAAGACACCGCAGAGCGAGAAGAGCUGGCCAAUGGCGAGGGACUCCUGGUCUCAACCUAUGAUUUCGCCGGUGCCGUUGCCGACAACGUCGCCGCGGGCGUCGAGGACGAUUUCUGAUGUUAUGUUCGAGAGGGAGAAGGCCUGGCCUAAGAUGAGGGACUCGGUCGAGUCCAGCUGGUCUUCCCCUUUGAUCUCGCCGGUGGCGUCGCCGAUAACGUCGCCGCGUGCGUCGCCGCGUGCGUCGCGGACGAGUUCGGAUGUUAUGCUCAAGAAGGGCAGCUAUUGA
Messenger RNA from Anthostomella pinea, 441 nucleotides. Lineage: Eukaryota; Fungi; Ascomycota; Sordariomycetes; Xylariales; Xylariaceae. The record is from the annotation of a GenBank genome assembly.